CUCAGCCUAGAAAGUUGCGGAAGACUGAAGACUGCGGGGAGAGGGUACAGAGCCCAGCGGCGGUUGCCGAGGGCAAGAGAGGACCGUACCUAAUUGCCACGUCCCUUCAACCGCUGUAGUUUGCUCCCUGUGCACAGCGAGCUACCGACCGGGGCGCGGCGUUCGGCAAGAGGCGCAGGGUUCAGCUGUUGAGCCCAGGGCGUUUCAGGAUCUCUGGACUCGCCCCUGACUUCCAGCUCCGUUUUUGCUCUGAACCCUUUUCUCUUCCUUGCAGCCUCAGGAAAGGAAGAGACUCAAGCGCACGCACCAUCCCCGAGACAGGUGGAAGGAAUCUUUCGGGACCAAGAACUGGAGUGGGUCCUUUCUGGGGGGAAAGCAAAGGGCGAGGCGAGGCUGGGACCCGGAGAGUUGGGAGACUAGUGUAAACCAGCCCUGUGGCGGGAUGCAAGCCCUUGGGCUCCGGUGGCUGCUGCUACAGCUGCUUUCGGCGGCAGCCUGGGGCUUCCGCGCCUCAGCGGAUCAGCGCGCGGGCUUCCCGGUCGCAGGGCCGCCACUGCAACCCCGGGAGCCGCUCAGCUACUCGCGCCUGCAGAGGAAGAGUCUGGCGGUGGACUUCGUGGUGCCCUCGCUCUUCCGCGUUUACGCUCGAGACCUGCUGCUGCCGCCGCCGCCGUCUCCCUCGGAGCCUAGGACUGGCGGGCCGGAGGCGAGGGGCUCGCUGGCUCUGGACUGUGCCCCUCUGCUCAGACUGCUGGGGCCCCGGCUCGGGGUCUCCUGGGCAGCAGGCACCAGCUCGCCCAGUUCAGAAGGAGGUCCGACGCUGUCCAGGGUGCUGAAGGGAGGCUCUGUGCGCAAGCUCCGGCGAGCCAAGCAGCUGGUGCUGGAGCUGGGCGAGGAGGCGAUCCUGGAGGGCUGCGUUGGGCCCCCAGAGGAGGCAGCGGCUGUGGGGUUGCUCCAGUUCAACCUCAGCGAGCUGUUUAGCUGGUGGAUUCGCCACGGCGAAGGGCGGUUGAGGAUCCGCCUGAUGCCGGAGAAGAAGGCUUCGGAAAUGGGCAGGGAGGGAAAGCUGUCGGCGGCUAUCCGUGCCUCCCAGCCCCGCCUUCUCUUCCAGAUCUUCGGGACCGGUCACAGCUCCUUGGAGUCACCCUCAAGCACUCCUUCUCCUGAUAAUUUUGUGUGGAAUCUGACCUGGAUAAUGAAAGAUUCCUUCCCUUUCCUGUCCCAUCGCAGUCGAUAUGGUCUGGAGUGCAGCUUUGACUUCCCUUGUGAACUGGAAUACUCUCCUCCAUUGCAUAAUCAUGGGAACCAGAGCUGGUCCUGGCGUCGUGUGCCCUCUGAGGAGGCGUCGCAGAUGGACUUGUUGGAUGGGCCAGAGGCAGAGCAUUCUAAAGAGAUGCCCAGAGGCUCCUUCCUCCUCCUGAACACCUCUGCAGAUUCCAAGCACACCAUCCUGAGCCCGUGGAUGAGGAGCAGCAGUGAGCACUGCAUGCUGGCUGUCUCGGUGCAUAGGCAUCUACAGCCUUCUGGGAGAUACAUUGCUCAGCUACUGCCCCACAAUGAGGCUGGAAGAGAGAUUCUCUUGGUGCCUACUCCAGGGAAGCAUGGCUGGACAGUGCUGCAGGGAAGGAUCGGGCGCCCAGAGAAUCCAUUCCGAGUGGCCCUGGAAUACAUCUCCAGUGGAAACCGAAGCUUGUCUGCAGUGGACUUCUUUGCCCUGAGGAACUGCAGUGAAGGAACAUCCCCAGGCUCCAAGAUGGCCCUGCAGAGCUCCUUCACUUGUUGGAAUGGGACAGUUCUCCAGCUGGGGCAUGCCUGUGACUUCCACCGGGACUGUGCUCAGGGAGAAGACGAGGGACCGCUGUGCAGUAAACUUCCUGCUGGGUUUUACUGCAACUUUGAAGAUGACUUCUGUGGUUGGACCCAAAGCAUACUCUCACCCCACAUGCCCCAGUGGCAAGUCAGGAACCUGAAGAAUGCCCAGUCCCAGGGUCGCCAAGGUCAUGCCCUAUUGCUCAGUACCACUGAUGUUCCCACUUCUGAAAGUGCGACGGUGACCAGUGCUACAUUUCCUGCACCGAUGAAGAACUCUCCUUGUGAGCUCCGGAUGUCCUGGCUCAUCCGUGGAGUUUUGAGAGGAAAUGUGUCCUUGGUGCUGGUGGAGAACAAAACCGGAAAGGAGCAAAGUCGGAUGGUCUGGCAUGUUGCCACCAAUGAUGCCUCAAAUGAAGGCUUGAGCCUAUGGCAGUGGACAGUAUUGUCUCUUCUCGAUGUGUCUGACAGGUUCUGGCUGCAGAUAGUCGUAUGGUGGGGUCAAGGAUCCAGGGCAACGGUGGCGUUUGACAAUAUCUCCAUCAGCCUGGACUGCUACCUCACCAUCAGUGGGGAGGAUAAGAUGCCCCUGAAUGCAGCACCCAAAUCCAGAAAUCUGUUUGAGAGAAACUCACACAAGGAUUCAAAGGCCAAUGUAUCAGGAACAACUCCCAUCUUUGACCCUACAGUUCACUGGCUGUUUACCACAUGUGGGGCCAGUGGACCCUAUGGCCCCACACAGGCCCAGUGCAACAAUGCCUACCAGAACUCCAAUCUGAGCGUGGUGGUGGGGAACGAAGGGCCCUUGAAGGGCAUCCAGAUUUGGAAAGUGCCAGCCACAGACACCUACAGCAUCUCAGGCUAUGGAGCAGCUGGCGGGAAAGGCGGGAAGAACACCAUGAUGCGGUCCCAUGGAGUAUCUGUGCUGGGUAUUUUCAACCUGGAGAAGGAUGACACGUUAUACAUCCUGGUCGGGCAACAGGGAGAGGAUGCCUGUCCUAGUACAAACCAACUAAUCCAGAAAGUUUGCAUCGGAGAGAACAACGUGAUAGAAGAAGAGAUCCGUGUGAACAGAAGCGUGCAUGAGUGGGCAGGAGGAGGAGGAGGUGGGGGUGGAGCCACCUUCGUGUUUAAGAUGAAAGAUGGCGUGCCGGUACCCCUGAUCAUUGCAGCUGGCGGUGGUGGCAGGGCCUACGGGGCCAAGACAGACACGUUCCACCCAGAAAGAUUGGAGAAUAACUCCUCAGUUCUAGGGCUGAAUGGCAAUUCCGGAGCCGCAGGUGGUGGAGGCGGCUGGAAUGAUAACACUUCCUUGCUCUGGGCCGGAAAGUCUUUGCUGGAGGGUGCCACAGGAGGACAUUCCUGCCCCCAGGCCAUGAAGAAGUGGGGGUGGGAGACAAGAGGGGGUUUCGGAGGGGGUGGAGGGGGGUGCUCCUCAGGUGGAGGAGGCGGAGGAUAUAUAGGUGGCAAUGCAGCAUCAAACAAUGACCCAGAAAUGGAUGGGGAAGAUGGGGUUUCUUUCAUCAGUCCAUUGGGUAUCCUGUACACCCCAGCCUUAAAAGUGAUGGAGGGCCAUGGGGAGGUGAAUAUCAAGCAUUACCUAAACUGCAGUCACUGUGAGGUAGAUGAAUGCCACAUGGACCCCGAGAGCCACAAGGUCAUCUGCUUCUGUGACCAUGGGACCGUACUGGCUGAGGAUGGUGUCUCCUGCAUUGUGUCACCCACCCCGGAGCCCCAUCUGCCACUCUCGCUGAUCCUCUCCGUCGUGACCUCUGCCCUGGUGGCUGCCCUCGUCCUGGCAUUCUCUGGCAUCAUGAUUGUGUACCGCCGGAAACACCAGGAGCUGCAAGCCAUGCAGAUGGAACUGCAGAGCCCUGAGUACAAGCUGAGCAAGCUGCGCACCUCGACCAUCAUGACGGACUACAACCCCAACUACUGCUUUGCCGGCAAGACUUCAUCCAUCAGUGACCUGAAGGAGGUGCCACGGAAAAACAUCACCCUCAUCCGGGGCCUGGGCCAUGGCGCAUUUGGAGAAGUGUAUGAAGGCCAGGUGUCUGGAACGCCCAAUGACCCAAGCCCCCUACAAGUGGCUGUAAAGACGCUGCCAGAAGUGUGUUCAGAACAGGACGAGCUGGAUUUCCUCAUGGAAGCCCUGAUCAUCAGCAAAUUCAACCACCAGAACAUAGUGCGCUGCAUCGGAGUGAGUCUGCAAGCCCUGCCCCGCUUCAUUCUGCUGGAGCUCAUGGCAGGUGGAGACCUCAAGUCCUUCCUCCGAGAGACACGCCCUCGCCCUAACCAGCCCUCCUCACUGGCCAUGCUGGAUCUUCUGCACGUGGCUCGGGACAUUGCCUGCGGCUGUCAGUACCUUGAGGAAAACCACUUCAUCCACCGGGACAUUGCUGCUAGAAACUGCCUUUUGACUUGUGCUGGAACUGGAAGAAUAGCAAAGAUUGGGGACUUUGGGAUGGCUCGAGACAUCUACAGAGCCAGCUACUACAGAAAGGGAGGGUGUGCCAUGCUGCCAGUGAAAUGGAUGCCUCCAGAGGCCUUCAUGGAAGGAAUAUUUACUUCUAAAACUGACACAUGGUCUUUUGGAGUGUUGCUGUGGGAAAUAUUUUCUCUUGGGUAUAUGCCAUACCCCAGUAAAAGUAACCAGGAAGUUCUGGAGUUUGUCACCAGUGGAGGACGGAUGGACCCACCUAAGAACUGCCCCGGGCCUGUAUACCGGAUAAUGACUCAGUGCUGGCAGCAUCAACCUGAAGACAGACCCAACUUUGCCAUCAUUUUGGAGAGGAUUGAAUACUGCACCCAGGACCCAGAUGUCAUCAACACCGCUCUGCCCAUAGAGUAUGGCCCGGUGGUGGAAGAGGAGGAGAAAGUACCCAUGAGGCCCAAAGACCCCGAGGGGAUGCCCCCUCUGCUGGUGUCUCCGCCCGCCAAGCACGAGGACGCGCCCGCGGCCCCGCAGCAGCAGUCCGCCCAGGCGGCGCCCGCCAAAGCGGUGAAGAAGGCCCCGGCCGCGGGCGCGGGCUCCAGCCGGGUCCCUCGAGGCCCUGCCGCCGAGGGGGGGCACGUGAACAUGGCGUUCGCUCAGUCCAACCCGCCGGCCGAGCUGCACAAGGCCCCGGGAUCCAGAAACAAGCCGACCAGCCUGUGGAACCCGACCUACGGCUCGUGGUUCGCGGAGAAACCGGCUAAAAAGCACGCUCCUCGGGCGGCCGCGGAGCCGCAGGGCCGGGCAGGUGCGGGCUGCGAGGGCGGCUGGACCCGGCCGGGCGUGCCCGGGCCGCGAGGAGCCGGGGCGGCGCUGCUGCUCGAGCCGUCGGCGCUGACAGCCAGCAUGAAGGAGGUGCCUCUGUUCAGGCUGCGCCACUUCCCCUGCGGGAACGUCAACUAUGGCUACCAGCAGCAGGGCCUACCCCUGGAGGCCACGGCGGGGGCCGGCCACUUGGAGGACAGUGUUCUGAAAAACAAGAGCAGCGCGACCCAGCCCGGGCCCUGAGCCUGGCAGCGCUCACAGGCCUCGCUCGCCCUGGGGGAGCAAGAGCCCACCCCGAGGGAGACUCAAAGGCUCCACCCCAAACCAGAGACCAAAUGUCACUUUUCAUUUUGUGCCAACUUGUUUUGAAGUGCCACAUUGAAAAAAAAAAAGACUAUUUUCAAAAUGCUUUAGAAAGAGUUUGAGCAUGGGUUCAUUCUAUCCUUCCAAAAGAGGAAAAUGCCAUUUAAAAAAUAAAAAAAAAGCGAUCAGUGCAAGGCCCAGGUUGGUUGCAUAAGGUUUCUGUGCAUGGUCGUUGUUCGCUCCCCUAUACUCCUUUCCAAUUUUGUGUGCUCUCUGCUUCCGUGUAGCCAGAGCCAGCUGCUUCCGUACCUCAUUAGUGGAAGUCCUAUGUUUCCUUGUUAUUGAUGCGGACAUGGACCAUUCGAGGGGCGAGGGAACAAAAAUAAAGGAAUUAAUUGCAAUGACUCAGCAUGGGGAAAAGACAUUUUUUACUUGGAAAAGGCAUAAGCUUUAACAUUGCUGUAGAUGAUGGUUAGAUGAUUUUAAUUGUCCCAACUCAUCACCGAUUGUAAAAAAAAAAAAAAUGUCGU
This is a messenger RNA of Nannospalax galili (Upper Galilee mountains blind mole rat), 5901 nucleotides long. RefSeq names its product ALK receptor tyrosine kinase (gene Alk). Gene Ontology annotation, cellular component: membrane; signaling receptor complex. Gene Ontology annotation, biological process: regulation of cell population proliferation; cell surface receptor protein tyrosine kinase signaling pathway; regulation of neuron differentiation. The record is from RefSeq and is a predicted model, not a curated record. Gene Ontology annotation, molecular function: ATP binding; protein binding; transmembrane receptor protein tyrosine kinase activity. The coding region runs from base 443 to 5311 and encodes 1622 amino acids. The transcript has 29 exons. Lineage: Eukaryota; Metazoa; Chordata; Mammalia; Rodentia; Spalacidae.